Gryllus bimaculatus (two-spotted cricket) is the source of this 1363-nucleotide messenger RNA. Lineage: Eukaryota; Metazoa; Arthropoda; Insecta; Orthoptera; Gryllidae. The record is from the annotation of a GenBank genome assembly.
CUCAGAGCUCCACUUCUGGUCCACACUUCAGAGCGUCGGCUCGGCCUAGGAGUCUCGUAGUAGCCCUCGUGCGUGCACCGCCCACACACACUCGCAACCAUGACUGAUCUCAGCCGCAAUGACAUCGACAGGGCGAACUUUGCCUUCUCCAUCUACGACUUCGAGGGUGAAGGCGUCGUUGAUGCCAUUUAUUUGGGCGACGUGCUCCGCGCGCUCAACCUGAAUCCCACCCAGGCCAUCGUGGAGAAGAUGGGCGGCACCAAGAAGAAGAACGAGAAGAAGUUGAAGGUUGAAGAAUUCCUGCCCAUUUUCGCCCAAGUCAAGAAGGAGAAGGAUGUUGGCUGCUACGAGGACUUCCUGGAGUGCCUGAAGCUCUACGACAAGGCUGAGGACGGCAAGAUGCUGUCUGCUGAGCUGUCCCACACUCUGCUUUCCCUGGGUGAGCGCCUUACUGAUGCUGAAUGUGAUGCUAUCCUUAAGGAUUGCAUGGACCCUGAGGAUGAGGAUGGCUUCAUUCCCUAUGCCCCCUUCCUCAAGAAGGUGGUCUCAGGCCCACCCACAGAAGCACCAGCAGAGGGGCAGUAAACAAGUAAAAACUCUUCAAAACAUCACAAAUUUUGAAACACUCGAAAUACUUUCAUGUUCAAACUAGAAUAAGGGACUAAUUAAUCUGAAUGCAGUUCCAUCAUGAAUCAAUAAAAUGUGCAUAUGUUUUUCUUUUGGUUCUCCUUUUGAUUGUGGUGAUGUGGUCAACAACUUGGGACACAACCCUGGAGUAUGGACAAGAAGUCAUUUAGAAGAGGAGUUGUACAAUUCAGAAAGUGAGCCAAAAUAAGUGAUUUUUACAGCUACAUUCAAUGUUGCUUGUGUAGGAACAACAGCAUGGGCCAUAAAAUGUACAACUUGUACCAACUGGAUGAAUCAUAAGAAAAAAUAUCUCUCUAAUAAAUGACAUUUAAAAUGACGAUUGUUUACAAACUUUCCCAUUUUCAAAAACCCCCAAGUCACAAAACUUCCCAACUGAAUAUUUUUGCCAUUACUUUGUUACUUAGGUGACAAAAUAAAUUUAUUCUCAGUACUUGUCCUUUGUACUAUGCUCACAAUUUCUGUUAUUCAGCAAAUCAAGAAAACUAUUAAUAUAAAAUGAUCAAUCUAAAUAACCCACAAUUAUUUACUUCAACAGUUAUAAUUUACAUUAUGUUUGCUUUUAUUUUAACCAUAUUUUAAUUUUUUCCUGUCCCAGCAAACUGUUUUUUCUCACAAUGAAGAAAUCUGGAAUGUUUUUUAUGAAUCACAGUUGAAAACUUUCUUUACUGAUGACCACUCCAUUAAAAGAAUAACAAUAGCAGAAUAUAAUCAAUGU